This is a messenger RNA of Camelus dromedarius (Arabian camel), 1422 nucleotides long. RefSeq names its product CD14 molecule (gene CD14). Bases 188 to 1306 code for a protein of 372 amino acids. Gene Ontology annotation, cellular component: membrane raft; external side of plasma membrane; lipopolysaccharide receptor complex. The transcript has 2 exons. Gene Ontology annotation, molecular function: protein binding; lipopolysaccharide binding. The record is from RefSeq and is a predicted model, not a curated record. Gene Ontology annotation, biological process: cellular response to lipopolysaccharide; positive regulation of cytokine production; toll-like receptor 4 signaling pathway. NCBI's taxonomy places the organism in Eukaryota, Metazoa, Chordata, Mammalia, Artiodactyla, Camelidae.
CAGGGUUCAAAGAGGAGGGAACAAAGUGACAUCUCAGGGUUACAUAAACUCUUCGAGGUUGCCAAAGAUUUAGGACGUUUGUGGAGACUGGAAGCCGGCGAGUGUCGCCAGACAGGAAAGAAGUUACAGCCCUUCCGAGAGCCAGCCAGCCAGCUGGAGACCCAGAGGCUCUGAGGACACAUCGACCAUGGCGCCUGUGCCCUACCUACUGCUGCUGCUGCUGCCACUGCUGCGCGUGUCUGCGGACGAACUGGAACCCUGCCAACUGGACGAUGAAGAUUUCCGCUGCGUCUGCAACUUCACGGAUCCGGAGCCUGACUGGUCCAGUGCCUUGCAGUGUAUGGUUGCCGUCGAGGUGGAGAUUCGUGGAGGUGGCCGCAGCCUGGAACAGUUUCUAAAGAAAGCCAACUCCGACCCGAAGCAGUAUGUUGACAUGGUCAGGGCUCUGCGAUUGCGGCGGCUCACGGUGGGCGCUGCACAGGUUCCCUCUCAGCUUCUGGUCGCCGUCCUGCAUGUGCUCGGGUAUUCACGCCUAAAGGAACUGACGCUGGAGGACCUGGAGGUAACCAGCCUGCUGCCGCCGCCGCCUGUGAAAGACCCUGGGCCAGCACUCUCUACCCUCAGAAUCCAUAACGUGUCCUGGGCAACAGGAGGUGCGUGGCUCAGCAAACUGCAGCAGUGGCUCAAGCCGGGCCUCAGGGUACUGAACAUUGCGCAAACACAUCCGCUUGCUUUCUCUUGCGCACAGCUCCGCACCUUCCCGACCCUUACCACCCUAGACCUGUCUGACAAUCCUGGACUGAGCGAGCGCGGGCUGACUACGGCCCUCUGUCCUCACAAGUUCCCGGCCCUCCAGGAUCUGGCGCUACGCAACGCGGGGAUGGAGACGCCCAGCGGAGUGUGCGCAGCGCUGGCGGCGGCGGGUGUGCAACCACACCGUCUGGAUCUCAGUCACAACUCGCUGCGCGCCGCCGCCUCGGACGAUCCCCGGUGUGUCUGGCCCCGCACACUGAACUCUCUCAAUUUGUCGUUCGCUGGGCUGGAGCAAGUGCCUAAAGGACUGCCGCCCAAACUCAGCGUGCUUGAUCUCAGCUGCAACAGGCUGAACAGAGCGCCACGGCCAGACGAACUGCCAGAGGUGAGUAACCUGACACUGGAUGGGAAUCCCUUACUGGACCCUGGAGCCCUCAAGCACCAAGAAGACCCGAUGCCCUCUGGGGUGGUCCCAGCCUGUGCGCGUUCCGCCUUGACCGUGGGCGUGUCUGGAACUCUGGCGCUGCUUCAAGGAGCCCGGGGCUAUGCCUGAAGCCCAGGGGAGAACAAUCCAUUGGCCUCAGAGUGCCCUGGCUUCUGGGGAGCCUCGUCAGGACGUCUCAACCAACCCACCCUCUACCCCCAUCUUCAUUAAAAUCUUAAACAAUG